AUGGAGAAGACGACGGUAUUGAUCAGCUCGUGUGUAUCGCGAUCGUGUCGAGCGCUGAUAUCCAAUGUCAAGUCCUUUUGCAAGUCCAUCAAGUUCUGGCCUUUAGCUGAUCUACUGGCCAAUGUGCCUGUUCUACGGGUUGUUGACAUCAAAAAACGGAAGCCUGUCGUCAAAGAAGGGUGCAAUUUUUGCUCAACCGAGCGAAGAGAACAGUACAAAUGUCCUCGUUGCAAUGCGACCUAUUGCUCGCUAAGAUGUUAUAAAUGCGAGAAACAUUCCAAAUGCUCUGAGGAUUUCUAUAAACAAUGCGUCAAAGAGGAAUUGGAAGGACGACGCUUCGAAGGAGACGGGAAAAACCAGGAUACGUUUGAGGAACGUAUGCAGAAAUAUUUGGAUGGCGAACUUGAUGAGAUGCCUGGUGCAAAUGCGAAUGGAGCCGCUGCGGAUGACGCCGACCCUUUAGAUUCUGAUGACGAAGAGCCGGGAGUGAGUGGAUUCCGACCGAAGGCAGAGCAAUAUCUGGAAAAAGUGGUCACAGACACGGUUGAUGACUAUUUGCUCGAUGAAGAUGAAAUUGACAGGAGGUUACUGGGGUUGGGUAUUGGUGGAGAAGUGGAGCAGUUAAUGGGUGUUUUGAGCGAAGAAGAACGUGCUGCAUUUGCUCAACUUGCUGAACAAAUUAAUAUCGAUACAAGCGGGUUAGAAGAAAGUUGGCUAUCGAUUAGUUCGGAAGUUUCUGAUCCGCAAAAUCGACUUUUCGCUGUUGUAUACGUAAAUGGACGCCAAUGGAAAGUUGGUCAAAAUGAUCUGAUUGCCCUCAAAGGAAGUUUACCUAUAGCCGUCUUGAUGGUUGGAGGAAGCCGGUUCUCCGUUUUUGGCAGGCCGUUAUUAGAUUCAGUUAAAGUGGAGGCAACUGUUGUUGAAAAGUCUACAACAUACCCCGAAUUGGAAUAUAUAAGGAAUAAUCACGCCCAUGUUAAAGUAGUCAAUUGGUUGAGUCAAGAGCUGACGGUACUGAGGAUUAACGAGAUCUCAGCGGAAAACUUAUUCAAAGAGUCUUCAUGUUGA
Messenger RNA from Ostertagia ostertagi, 1068 nucleotides. NCBI's taxonomy places the organism in Eukaryota, Metazoa, Nematoda, Chromadorea, Rhabditida, Trichostrongylidae. The record is from the annotation of a GenBank genome assembly.